Phytophthora infestans T30-4 is the source of this 294-nucleotide messenger RNA. RefSeq names its product secreted RxLR effector peptide protein, putative. Lineage: Eukaryota; Oomycota; Peronosporomycetes; Peronosporales; Peronosporaceae. The coding region runs from base 1 to 294 and encodes 97 amino acids. The transcript has a single exon. The record is from RefSeq and is a predicted model, not a curated record.
AUGCGCCUUAGUUACAUCCUCGUAGUGGUGAUUGCAGUCACUCUACAGGCCUGCGUCUGUGCUAUCCCCGUCAUAAAAGAAGCCAACCAGGUCAUGCUCGCUAAUGGACCACUACCUAGCAUCGUCAAUACGGAGGGUGGGCGACUUUUGCGUGGCGUCAAGAAGCGUACAGCGGAGAGAGAAGUGCAGGAAGAGAGGAUGUCUGGCGCGAAACUCAGCGAAAAGGGGAAACAAUUCUUAAAAUGGUUUUUUCGUGGCAGCGAUACACGCGUUAAAGGCAGAAGCUGGAGAUAA